AUGCCAAACAACAUUCCAGAUUUCCAGAUCGCGAACUUCCUCGCGACAAACACCCAACCUCUACAGCUCACUGAUCUCUCUCCUGAAAACGACGCGAACAUCGAGUGCACUAUCUGCCACAACCCCUUUGCUGACCCGCCACAGGACUACGUGCACCCAGACCUACCUGAGGAUGAAGACGAA
Macroventuria anomochaeta is the source of this 183-nucleotide messenger RNA. RefSeq lists its product as uncharacterized. Lineage: Eukaryota; Fungi; Ascomycota; Dothideomycetes; Pleosporales; Didymellaceae. The record is from RefSeq and is a predicted model, not a curated record. The annotation marks the transcript as partial. The transcript has a single exon.